Messenger RNA from Schistocerca nitens (vagrant locust), 3970 nucleotides. RefSeq names its product melanopsin-A. Gene Ontology annotation, cellular component: membrane. The record is from RefSeq and is a predicted model, not a curated record. Gene Ontology annotation, molecular function: neuropeptide Y receptor activity. The transcript is spliced from 13 exons. NCBI's taxonomy places the organism in Eukaryota, Metazoa, Arthropoda, Insecta, Orthoptera, Acrididae. Bases 760 to 3117 code for a protein of 785 amino acids. Gene Ontology annotation, biological process: G protein-coupled receptor signaling pathway.
GGUGAGGCCAGGCAGUGGAUUUGGAGUUGCUGUGCCUCCAGUGCACGGAUCUUCAGCGCGUAGUUGCAGUUUCUAGGCUGGAGACACUUUCCGUCUCGUCUAGGACCUGCGCUACUGUGAGAGGUGUCUCGUCUGCUGUCGCUGGGAGGUCCUGCCUCCAGUGCACGGCACUUCAGGGCGUAGUUGCAGUUUCUAGACUGGAGACACUUGCUGUCUCGUCUAGGACCUGCGCCUCUGUAUAAGGUGUCUCCUCUGCUGUCAGUGAGAACUGAGGCAAGGGAAAGGACUUCGAGUGCUGUGCCUCCAGUGUACGGCACUUCAGGUUGCAGUUCCAGUUUCUAGACUGGAGACACUUGCUGUCUCGUCUAGGACCUGUGCUGCUGUGGAAGAAUCAUCCAGAUCUGUUAUCGCGAGGUGUGUAGGAAAAAUUAAGAAGAUUUAAGAACCAUCUCCCAUACAAAUGUGCUUUUGUGCGUACUUCAUCGCUUGGAUAAAUAGGCUAAGAAGUCAACAGAACGAAACAGAGGACUCCCCUGAAUCGAGGUAUACUCAUACGGAAGAGAGGAAUACUACUGACAACAUCUGUCCCGUUUGUUGGAAUCCUGAAGAGUCAGGUGUACACGAACAAUGUCAGACGUACGAGAUGCAUGCUUUCGUCAUAACUGAGGUCCUGCGAGAGUCUUCACUGUGAACAGUCACCGAUCUGAAUCGUGAACGGACACCGUUUCACAAUACUUCUCGAGAAAGAAAAACAUACCCAUGGACAACUCUUACAAGAUGGCGAGCUCAGACGUGGAUUAUUACGACACGGAGACAGUCACGGCGGACGAUGACAGCUUGACCAAUUCCACGACGAACAUGUGUGAAAUGCCAGGGUCCGCAGCACUGUCGUCGACACCGUUUGUGGCGCUCGUUGUCGUGUUGUACGGCGUCAUAAUGCUGGGGUCGGUGGUGGGCAACGGGCUCGUCGUGUACACCAUCACGGGGAACAGAGCAAUGCGCACAGUGACCAACCUGCUGCUGCUGAACCUCGCGCUGGGCGACCUGCUGCUUACGCUCGUGUGCAUUCCCUUCGUCGCGCUGCCGGUGCUCAUCUUGCAGCACUGGCCCUUCGGCCUGCUGCUGUGUCAGCUAGUCAGCUGCGUCCAGGGUAUCGGCGUGCUGGUGAGCGCGUACACGCUGAUCGCAGUGAGCGGGGACCGCUACCGGGCUCUACGCUGGCCACUGCGCGCGCGGCUUGAGGUUCGCGGUGCGCUGCGUUUCAUGGUCUGCAUCUGGUUGGCCGCCGCCAUCACAGCUGCGCCCAUCGGCAUCACGUCUCAGCUCUCGCAGCCGACCGAGUGGCAUCAGACCUGUAGCCGGUUUAUGUGCCGCGAGGAGUGGGCCAACGAGAGUCACCGAUACGCCUACACAAUAACUUUGUUGACUUUUCAAUACAUAUUCCCGGUGAUAUGUCUGCUGGUGACGUAUACUAUGAUUGUGUACAUGGUGUGGAAUCGAGCCCAGCCUGGUGAGGAAUACCACCUUAGGGAAGUACGCGCGCUGAACGCCCGAAGGAAGGUUAUCGUUAUGAUGAUCGCUGUCGUUACAGCAUUUAUGAUUUGUUGGCUGCCACUGAACGUUCUCCUACUAGUCGUCGAGCACCAGCCGGCGAUCGAGCAGUGGGCCGGCCUCCCGUACUUGUACCUGUUCUGCCACUGGUUUGCCAUGUCGCACGCGUGUUGCAACCCCAUCAUCUACAGUUGGCUCAACGCGCGAUUCAGAGCCGGCUUCUGCCUCGGCCUGUCCAAGAUGCCAGUCAUCGGCAAGUGGAUCCCACACCACACUAUACUAGACGCUGCCGACCUCGUGGCUGGCCGUUCGAGGAGGCCUUCCCUGAGACCAGACCUGGCGGCUCAGCAGCGCCCGUUCGCCAACCGCGCGUCGCGCCCGACGUCGCUGUCUACGGCGACGACCACGUGGAGCGCCGAUUCGCCGUUGGCUACAGACGCCACGUUCCGCUUCCCGGAGACGCAGCAGGCGGCCCCUGCCCUGCGCCGCUCCCGGUCUGUAGCGAGCAGCUCGAGGCCCAGAACAAGGAACAGUACCGAACAGCCCUUAACAGAUUUGGACAUAGGCGCGGUCUUAACACCGCCCUCACGCCCGCCACUCACUCGACAGAGAAGCGUACCACCUCAACGAGCUCUCUGCCAGUACCAGGAUAUAGAAGAGGAAGCAACUGACGUGGUGCAAGAGAACGGAGGGAGGAUUUGGCCUAUUGGAAACAAUCCCAGCUCCAGCCGUCACUCGAGGCCCGUUAGGCGACGCACGCCAUCAGCACCAUUAGUACAGCCCACCGUCCACAACCAGACGAUGCAACGUAGACGACAGGCAGAAUCACCAUACCCAUCUAGUUCUGACGAAAUGGAUAUUGAAGACGUGAGUGAGGUCGCAGAGGCCGACCAGCAGUGGAUGUUUGCUCGUGUAUACGGUCCCAGCACCAGUCGUGGCUCGGGGCACGUCUCACGUCGCGCCACCUCCGCUCCAUCAGUCGAGACUACGAUCGAGAUGCAGAACGUGCACCGCAGCAGGCGUGACGCCGAGUCCUCCUCGCCGCAGGCCCGAUCGUUUUCCACAAGGCAGACAGCACAGCAGGGCAGCGUUGGUUCAGUGACGGCGUCUCCUCACCGCCGCAUGUCCCGCAGACUGACGGCAUCGGCACGUGACGAGCAGCUGAGACGCCACGCGCAGGACUUGGCCCCCCUGGCGCGCAGCAGCUCUGGCUCUCGGAGUCCUUCCCCACGUCCUGCUCGAGUGUCUCUCAAGAAGUACAAGUCGGUGCGCAAUGCGCAGCAACGGGGCGGCGACGAAGUCUCUGCUACGCUCCAGAUUGAAAGCAGCUCAGAUUCAGAGAGCCCUGUCGUGCGCUUUAUUAGACGCAUUGCAUGCAGAGAGGAAACAGAGGCCAGAAUGGAGACACGACGGGGGCCUCAGGCCGAGUCGUUGCCUCCACCUCCGCCUCCGCCACCGCGAACCAAUUCAACCGCGAUGCCAGCCGUUUGCUUCGAUCUCCAGCGUCCGGCUCCAGCAAACGACUUUCAAGGACCCCUGGAACACGCUUUGCGGACGGUUGCCUGACGAACGCUUGUGGCUGUUGCCCUCGUAGGUCGUUCCGGACCUGAGGGACAGCGCCUAAACUUCGACUCGCUGAACACGCACAUCGAGGAGGCUGUCGAGCAAACACGCCUCGAAUACGAUAUGGAGAGGCGUCGCGGCGAGAUGGACCGUAUGUGCCUAGAGUGCCUCGAAGCACAGCAGCAGGCGCUGUGCGCCAGCGCCGGCAGCGCUGAGAGCGUGCAGCCUGAGCCCCAGCAACCACUGCGUAGACCUCGGUGGACGCGCGCGCUGUCGCCACGGCCGCUGCCGCGACGGCCGCCGUCGCCAGACAUUGUGUCCAGCGUGCGCAGCUUCUGCGCCAGACUCGUAGACUGUUUCAGAUGUGUCGAAGAGUAGCCCGCCACCAACAUCGGCUCUUCGACGCUCUAAAUCCCUUUCUUUAGUUCUCUAGCGUGUCUAAAUAAUGGUAUGAAUAACUGUAAUGUCUGCUUAAUAUUGUAGUUCUUUCAUAGUAGAUGUUGAAAUGUUAGUAAUUAAUGUCCUUUAACUAUAUUAUUUAACAAUAAGUAGUAUUUAGAUUUUAGAGAUCAUAAAUUAAUCGAAGACAUCAGCUCUUCGAUGCUGUUAAACCCUAUUUUUAGUUCUCCAGCGUGAGCCGGCCGCGGUGGUCUAGCGGUUCUGGCGCUGCAGUCCGGAACCGCGGGACUGCUACGGUCGCAGGUUCGAAUCCUGCCUCGGGCAUGGGUGUGUGUGAUGUCCUUAGGUUAGUUAGGUUUAAGUAGUUCUAAGUUCUAGGGGACUUAUGACCUAAGAUGUUGAGUCCCAUAGUGCUCAGAGCCAUUUGAACCAUUUUUUUUUCUCCAGCGUGUCUAAA